Messenger RNA from Apodemus sylvaticus (European woodmouse), 3101 nucleotides. RefSeq names its product diphosphoinositol polyphosphate phosphohydrolase NUDT4B. The transcript has a single exon. Gene Ontology annotation, biological process: diadenosine hexaphosphate catabolic process; diadenosine pentaphosphate catabolic process; adenosine 5'-(hexahydrogen pentaphosphate) catabolic process. Gene Ontology annotation, cellular component: nucleus; cytoplasm. Bases 227 to 769 code for a protein of 180 amino acids. The record is from RefSeq and is a predicted model, not a curated record. Gene Ontology annotation, molecular function: diphosphoinositol-polyphosphate diphosphatase activity; bis(5'-adenosyl)-pentaphosphatase activity; endopolyphosphatase activity. NCBI's taxonomy places the organism in Eukaryota, Metazoa, Chordata, Mammalia, Rodentia, Muridae.
CGGCGCUUCCACCGCUGCCCUCGGACUGCAGUGACCCGCGUUCCGCCCCGCUUCGCGGCGGCCGCCCGGCCUCGCCGUCCGUGUCCGCGCCGCUGCCGCCGCCGCCGCCCGUCCCACCGGCGCCCGAGCACCGCGACUUCCCUCGGCCAGACUCCCCGGCGGGGUGGCGGCGCCCGGGUCCCCACGGUGGCGGCCGGAGCAGCGGCUGCAGGAGCCCGGCUCUAGGAUGAAGUUCAAGCCCAACCAGACGCGGACGUACGACCGCGAGGGCUUCAAGAAGCGGGCGGCCUGCCUGUGCUUCCGCAGCGAGCAGGAGGACGAGGUGCUGUUGGUGAGUAGCAGCCGCUACCCAGACCAGUGGAUUGUCCCGGGAGGAGGCAUGGAGCCGGAGGAGGAGCCCGGCGGUGCUGCUGUGAGGGAAGUGUAUGAAGAGGCUGGAGUCAAAGGAAAAUUAGGCAGACUCCUGGGAAUAUUUGAGCAGAAUCAAGACCGGAAGCACAGGACGUAUGUUUAUGUUCUGACAGUCACCGAAAUAUUGGAAGACUGGGAAGACUCUGUGAAUAUAGGAAGGAAGAGAGAGUGGUUCAAAGUGGAAGAUGCCAUCAGGGUUCUCCAGUGUCACAAGCCUGUCCACGCAGAGUACCUGGAGAGGCUGAAGCUGGGGUGCUCUCCGAGCAAUGGGAAUUCCACGGCUCCGCCCCUCCCAGAUACCAACGCCUUGUUUGUGACUGCUGCACAGCCCUCUGCGGUGCCGUCCAGCAUAAGAUAGAGAGCUGGGCCCCUCCCCAUGUGUCACAGCACACGUCCCAAGGAGGUUUUUUUUACUUUUCUUCUAACACAUCUGACUGCUGCUGGCGAACUCUAUUUGCUAUGCAGGGAUUUAAAAUAAUUUGCAUGUAUUUCAUCUGCUUUCAAGUCUUUUAAAAUAAAUAACAAAAUAGCAAAAAUAUUUUAAGAUGCCAAAGUCAUGUGGAAUUUUUUUAAAGCCUUAAUUGUACCCCAUUACUUUGGUUUUCAUUUUUAUAACCUUUUUAAAAUUUUCACUUUUGUCCACUUAACAUUCUAUGGUUUAUUUUGACAGAUCAACUGGUUGUUGGGUAUAUUUUUUGCCCUAAGUUUUUUUUUUCUUACAGUAUCAUAUAGACACCAAAUCUUUGUUGGGAAUGAAUGAAAAAUUCUUGGUAUUUAAAGAAAUAUAUCUAUCCCAAAACUUAAAGAGAGUAGUAUUCUCCAUUUGUAAGCUGCAGAUUUGGGCUGUUUUUGUAUGGGCCAGUAGCCUUUGACAAAGCACUUCAGCUUACUAUUUCUGAGAAUUUGUUCACAGCCAGAAUUAUGUCACAGUCAGUGUACUAGGACCGUUUCCCCUCUGACACAAGGAUUUGAUGUGAAAGAGUGCGCCAUUUUUUUUAGGGCAAACUGUCAGCACUAGCGUGUGGCUCGGCACGGCUCAUCCUGAAAUUGUGUUUGUAGAAAUCCAUCUAGCACACGCAGCUGCUACUGUCCUUUCUAGCCCUUUGACAUAGAUUAUAUUAGGGGCCACAUCUCCCUCAAUGGCAAGUGCUCUUUAAAUAUAUUUUCCGUUUCUGAUUUAAGACAUUGUUUACCACUGGGCUAGACUCUAACCUUGGAUGCCAGUCAGUGACUUUUCACACUAAUAAAAUGGCUGUUCUUAGUGUUCUUAGGCCUAAGACACUGUCUUGAGUGUCAGCAGUAAGUGAUGUCAGGUAAGCUGACUGUGCGGGAACUACAACAUUCUAGCCGAGAAUUAUCGCACCUUGUGUUCGUGCUCACUCAAAGUUGGCCACCCCAUGAAAAAGGACUAACUUCCUCCGUGAAGUCAUGGAGGACGUGAAGUGGGAGGAGAAGAGGAAAAGAUCUUUAGCCAUUAUUAGCCUAUUGUAAAUACUCAACUGGCAAGCAUAAAUCAGUAAAGACAUUUGUUCCUUGGCUUGUUAACCUUUAAAGUGUGGUGCCGCUGCUGAAGGGGGCUUUGCCUGUAAAGAAAACAGGCGCCACAGAUGCAGAACUAAAAAUAUUAGGUUCUAAAGCAGAAGACCUCAGCCAGCCGGUAGCAUUCAUCCGAAAUUAUGUCUUGUAACCAAGCAGGAUAGUCCAGACCUUUUAUAUUUUACUUUGUACAGAGGUCAUGUACUCUGGGUGUUUUAAAAGAAACAUUUUAAAGAAACCCACGGAUUGACAUUUUCUAUCUUUUUUGUUUUCUCAUGAUUCUCUGCAAUUUCUUCAUGUACUAAACACAACAGAGGAACUGGACUGUUUUGUAUAGAAUACUGCUAAUAAAUCCUCGUAAGUGCUUGGGGGGGUUAUAUGGACAUGAUACUCUUGAGGUAAUAAUGCAUGAACCUAUUUUAUAAACUGUGUAUUGCCAUGUAAAAUAUGUACAGUAUUAAUGUCAACCAUCUCUUUAAAAGUUAGCCUAUAAAUAUUGUAUAAUUUCUUUGGUCAGAAACAUUUGGACUAAGUCGUGUCACCUGGGUCAGGAUUUUCUUCAGUGCCAUUUAGCAAACUGUCUUUCCUUAAAGAUUCAUGGAAUGUAACUGAUUGCAGCUUUGCUGUUAGAUUUCACCUGAGGGUUCCUCAUUAUUCUUCUGGAAUCCAGACUUGCAAGAUAUAAAGGAAACUGAAUCUACUAGAGAGAAUGCCUGCCAGGCUGGCCGCCUGCGGAGCGGAGACGGCUGCUUGUGCUUAUUUUCGCAGUCGCCGAAGAAAAUGGGCAGCUAAUUUCUCCAGUUCCAUGUGCCUAAGUUUAAAAGAAAAAAGCAAAGUAGCUUGUUAGAAAUUGACUUGCAGAAAAGUAGAAAGUGCUGUGUGGUAGUGAAGAAAAUGGCAUUUUCCCACCACACACAAGCCAUCCAGCUUUGUCACACAGUAUGAAGCAGCAAAGGUGAAGGAGAGAGAUGGCUAUGUGGACAAGAAUCGCUCUGCAUGGUAUCAUCUGAGAUGGUUUCAUUCGAACUGUUGUAAGAAUCUUGACUUUCUUUUUUACAUUUGGAAACAUCAAAUAAAAAUGGAAACAAUAAAAAAAAAAAAAAAAAAAAAAAAAAAAAAAAAAAAAAAAAAAAAAAAAAAAAAAAAAAAGAAAA